UCCUAUAAAUCCAACCCCACUCCUCCCCACACACCACUGAUGCGCUAACCCAGUGGUUCUCAACCUGUUUAUCAUUAUGGGCCGCAUGUGUUAUCUGGGCCACAGGUUAAGAACCACAAAGCACCCCCCCUCACCCUCCCCUACAGACCCCUAUGCCCAGCACCUCCAACCUAGAGACCCCUCCACAGCUUGAGGCCAGGAGCAGAGCCCUGGGCAGGGGAUCGGGCGGCAGGGACCCCGGAACCCAUUGUGUGGGGCCGAGCAGCAGCCCUGAUCCCAGACCCAGGGCAGCUCCGGACCCCCAACCCCUCUGGGCCGGCUGGCAGCCCCCAACUCCACCAGGCCGGCUGGCAGCCCAGCUGUGUGCUAAAUUGGGCAGCGGGUUGCGCUAACCGCUCCCCUCCCAGAGCCAAGGGCAGUCACAACUCCACCUGCCAGAUUCCAGGAAGUGGGUGGGGCUGAAAGAGCUCAGCCCUCUUGUAAGUUUCUGUUUCUCUUGUCAGCCAUGGCUGUUCACCUGGAGAAAGCUCUGGAAGAUGACCUGGCCUGUCCCAUCUGCUCAGAUUCCUUGGAAGAUCCUGUACUCUUGAACUGUGGGCACAAUUUCUGCCAGGCCUGCAUCACCCGGGUCUGGGAAGGACUGGAAGAAAACUUCUCCUGUCCCAAGUGUGGGAAGAGAUUCCAGGAGAGGCAUUUGCUCCCAAACCCCCUGCUGGGGAAGAUGGUGGAGAGAGCCAGGCAGCUGGGGUGGGGGGCAGAGGGCAGCAUGUGCCAGAGGCACCAGGAAAGGCUCAAGCUGUACUGCCAGGAGGAUCAGGCCCUGAUCUGCUUGGUGUGUGUCAGAUCCAAGGAGCACAGAGCUCACAGGGUGGUUCACAUUGAGGAGGCAGCCCAGGAGUACAAGGGCCAGUUUCAAAGGCAUCUGCAGAUUCUGAAAGAUGAGAGCUCCUGCCAGGAGGCCUUCACCAUUAGCGAAGGGAGGCGGCUGGAGACACUGCUGGCCCACACCAAGGCCGAGAAGCAGCGAGUGGUGUCUACCUUCCAGCGUCUGUAUUGGCUGCUGCAGGAAAAGGAGCGCCUCCUGCUGAAGGGGCUGGGCAACGUGGCCCAGGGUGUGAAGCAGCUGCAGCGGGAGAACAUCAGCCGCCUCCACCAGAGGGCAACACUGCUGCAUGGACUGGUAGUCGAGCUAGAGGGGAAGUGCCGGCUCCCAGCUGCUGUGCUCCUGAAGGACGCCGAAAGCACCUUGAACAAGUAUAAAAAGAUGAAGCUGCCCGAAUUGGCGUCUGCGCCCACGGCUGAACUGGAGGAGAGCAUCAGGCAUCACUCCCGCAAGAGGAGAGCUCUCCAGGAUGAGAUGUGGGAAAGCCGGGAGAUCCUGACCCUGGAUGCCGCUUCCGCUCACCCUGGCUUGGUGGUGUCCCCAGACCGGCACAGCGUGUGGCAUGGGAACAGCGGGGGCUGCCCGCCCAGUGACCACCGCAGAUUCUUCCCAGCCUCCUGCAUCCUGGGCUCUGAGGGCUUCUCCUCGGGCCGGCACCGCUGGGAGGUGGAGGUGGGGGACAAGGACGGCUGGGCAGUGGGAGUGGCGAGGGAGUCCGUGAGGAGGAGGGACCCCAUGGAGCUGCAGCCCCAGCACGGGGUGUGGGCUGUGGAGCUGGGAUGGUACCAGCUCCUUCCCCUGUCUCCAUGGCCACCAGCGGCAGCCCCGAGCCAAAGGCCCCACAGGAUCCAGGUUUGUCUGGACUACGAAGGGGGACGGGUGUCGUUCUAUGAUGCCGAGAACCUGACUCCACUGUUCACUUUCACAGCCUCCUUCACCGAGACGCUCUUCCCCUUCUUCUGGCUCUGGGCCCCCAGUGCCCGCAUCACACUGUGCCCCUGAGGGAGACAGAAAACCCACCCUGCCAGGACCACGGCCUGAUUGCUAGGUAACAAGGAUGCAUCCCGUACACCAGGCCCCACCAGUUAGGUUGCUAGGUGAUGGGGAUACAGCCUAUAAACCCAGCCCCACCAGUCACGUUGCUAGGCGAUGGACCAGGGACUCUUCAGAGCAUGGUUUUGUAUUCUUGCCCGUCCUGGCUCAUAGCCAUUGAUGGACCUAUCCUCCAUGAA
Chelonoidis abingdonii (Abingdon island giant tortoise) is the source of this 2115-nucleotide messenger RNA. RefSeq names its product E3 ubiquitin-protein ligase TRIM39-like. The record is from RefSeq and is a predicted model, not a curated record. Gene Ontology annotation, molecular function: zinc ion binding; protein binding. Lineage: Eukaryota; Metazoa; Chordata; Testudines; Testudinidae.